Messenger RNA from Wallemia mellicola CBS 633.66, 1250 nucleotides. RefSeq lists its product as hypothetical. The record is from RefSeq and is a predicted model, not a curated record. Lineage: Eukaryota; Fungi; Basidiomycota; Wallemiomycetes; Wallemiales; Wallemiaceae. The transcript is spliced from 6 exons. The annotation marks the transcript as partial.
GUCAUCUCAGGUUGAACUCUCAUGGUGUUCAAAAAUGGCCACACUCGUUUCUAUUUACUUCUAGCAGUUCUAUCCAUCAGUAUAAAAGCAGACGUCCCAUGCAUAGGCUCAGCAAGUAGUAUUACCUGGUGGCAGACCAAGAACGAUAACCCGUGUGGUCUAAUGGAGGAAACCGCUCGUGUGUGCAAUAGUCAGGCUGCAGUAGAUAGAAUUACCUACGGCGGUGAUUACAGAGCAGACCCAGACAGCUGUGAAUGCUCUGUUCCAUAUUUCAAUCUAGCAAAUGCUUGUGCGUAUUGUGGAACAGGCGAUCACAAUAGAGGUACCAGCAAGGAUGAAUUCUUCGAAAAAUGCGACAAGAACAACCUAAAUGUCAGCCCGCAGUUCCCUGAAAACGUCACCCAGACUUACCUCGUACCACCAUGGGCGACGAUGGCUAUACCAGCUAGUGGUAAUUGGUCUUUCGACGAUGCAGAGGCUUAUGCUUCUGAAAAUCCCACUCCAACUGAAUCGGCGAAACCAACAGACCCAUCUGAUCACCAUUAUUCUGUCGGUGCUGUUGUAGGUGGCACCCUUGGUGGUGUAUUCGCGUUGGCCUUAGUUGUAGCGAUUGCUGUCUUAAUUUGGUGCAGAAGAUCUUCAACUGCAGCGCGUAGGAGACGAUUGAUGAUGCGUGCUCAAGGAAUACCAACAAAGGUUAAAGAUACCGAUAGUAUAUUCGAAAUAGACGACGAACCGCGCCGCGACCACGAUGACCUAGAUAAAGCCUACAUACCUGUGCCUUACACAGGCUCUGCAGGAAGUCAGACAUCAGCUAGACAGUCAGGAUUAUGGGGUACACCUUCCCCUGGAUUUGCAGCUAGUGGUAGAUUUGGACAACAUUCUCAUAGACGAUCGCAACCAAGCUCGGGUGUGAACCCAUUAGAUGAUGAAAAUAGUCUAUACUCCAGACCAAGCGUCUAUUCAAGACCAGGAUCAUUUGCUCCGCUUCAAUCACCUUUACCGGCUGUGAGGAAGGGCGUCGAAGCUGGAUAUGACUAUUUUGGAAGUAAUAAAAACCGAAGUUCAUUUGCUGUGAAUAAUCAACACGUACAUCAUGAAUCGGACGCUGGCGUCUCACUCUACUCUGACUCGCAGGAAGACUCAACGAAGCAAAGUUUACCACCAAUGUACACAGAUGUGUAUAAACGGAAUAACAUGAUAUAAUCAAACACUCUCAUUUAAAGUAUUGUAUACCCUCAUGGACAGUU